Molecule: messenger RNA, 1182 nt
Organism: Mesorhabditis belari
Lineage: Eukaryota; Metazoa; Nematoda; Chromadorea; Rhabditida; Rhabditidae
Source: the annotation of a GenBank genome assembly
AUGUUUCUUCAUUUUGUUUCACAAAUUAUUCCCUCUCUUAUACAGUGCUUCUUCUUGUGUUGCUUUUUGACAAAGGGAGGACUUGUUGCUAAGAGAAUUGAGUGGACCACUCUGUGCCAAACGUCUGUUUGGAGUAUUCAAAAGAUUUUCUUGAAAUCAAUUUUCUAUUUCUGGAUAGCUCCUCACAGGAAUUGGAGGACCAAAAUGGAUGGAGACAAAUCGCCAACGUUUGCCCGCAACUUUCUCGACCCGUUGGGAGACAUGCCUGGUCCAUAUCUGGACGACUUCUUCAUUUUUCUGAAAGACUCCAAUAAAGUCAAUAAGCAAUCGAAUCAAGUAUCUCAUCUGUCUUAUCUGAAUCGUCGAGGAAUUGACUACAUUUUUACGAUUUGCGCUCGCUUGAAGAUGCCUCCAGAUGUUCGCUUCGUUGCUGCUUUGAUAUUUGACCGGUACAUGUCCGUUCAUGUACAAGAAGCACAUCUCUUCAUUAACACGUUGGAUAUGACGGCAGAGCAAAAAGCUGAACAGUGGACCAAGACCCAAUGCAACAUCAUUCGGCAGUUAUCGCUUCGCGUUGUCACGGCAAUUCAAAUAGCAUCAAAGGACAACUAUUACCACGACAGCUUGUCAAAUGCCGUUACGGCAAAGAUUUUACUGGCUGUUGGAUCGCCGUUUACGCCAAGGGCUAUUAUUAGAUCUGAGAUGAGAAUGCUACGUGCGAUUGAUUACGUUCUUCCAUUUUCACCGAUCACUUAUAUUGAAAGCGUUCUUAAAACUUUGGAUCGAUACGAUAUAAAUCUCGAGCAUCCCAAUGUGAUCUGGGAACAUGCGGUGCUUUUCCUUGAUGUCAUGUUCAGCUUUUUAAAUGAAAUCAUAGCACAGUUGCAAACUAACUUGGCCAAUAUUACAUCUCAGACGUUGACGAGCCGGAAAAUUCCAGUAAAAGGUGACUGGCUGUUGAUUGGAUGCUCAUGCUUAACUUGUGCCAUUGCUUGUGUGUAUGGCUUCGAGCGUGCUGACGCGGUGUCUGCAACAAUUGGCAAAAUUACUUCGAUCUCUUCGCAAGACAUAGUCGACCUCUCCGUGGCUACAAUUCACUUUAUCAACAAUGAGCAUCAGGAAGUUGGUAAGGGAUGCGAUGAAUGUACUACUGGACAAGAAUUCGAGAAGCGUCGCUACGAU